CAACGUCGGCUCACAGAUAAGAUUUCCGCAUUUCUGUCGCGCAUAACAAAUUGCGAGGAAACAAAUAUUGCACGCGAUUAAGUAAUUUCGUUGCGCAAUUAAGUUUAAUUAUUAAACAGCUCGGAUUAACUGAACUAAAAUAAUCGCGAUUCGAAAGAUUCGUUAAUACCGGAAGAGGGAAGGUUUUCGUCUCGCGUUGCGCUUGCGGUUUCCGUCGUUUUCUCGAUAAAUAAUAAAGCGAUUAAGUGACGAGGGUAAACAAGGUGAUUAAAGAAAAAUCAAACACGAUAACGGGACGAAAAUAUUGGGCGAGCGUAAAAAUAACCGGUGAAUGUUUAACGAGUGAGAGAUGGAAUCAAGAAUCACGAUUUGGGAAAGGGGCACGUGUGUGAUUUAAUUAUGCUCGUGUUAAUUGAGCUCGUCGAUACUGAUUAAAAAUUUGAGUAAUAUAAAAUUGACGUCGUUUGAACGAUGUUUUCGUUUAAGUUUUCAGAUAAUCACGCGGAUUUUUUCAUGAGAUAUCGAUGAACGUGUGUUUAAUAAUUAUUAAUUAACGUGACUGGUAUAUGCAAGAAUAGUUUCUUUUCGACGGAAGAGAAAGAAAUAUAAGUAGUUUUUAAGAGAGGCUUUUGCGACCAUUUCGACAACAGAUCGGUCGAACAAGAAGAAAUAACAAAUCGUAACAGAGUCAAGAGAGUGUGCUUUCGACAUGUUUUGGAUGAAGAAAGUAUAAUGAAAUUCUCGUGCUUUCCGACGCCAAGUAUCCUGGGACAGAGGGGUAGUAUCAAUCUGAUUUCUCUGUCCAGGAAUGACGAAUCAAACGUGAUCAGUAACGGAAAUGUGAAAAGUCCAGUGGUAACAAGUUAUAGGCAAUCAGGUGAACCAGAUCUGAGUCAUGGUGUGAUACGUUCCUUACCUGGUGUUACAAUAUUUAAUGGAACUGGACCUCCUGUACAUACCAAAGGCAAGGCACCAUCACCACCACGACAGAAUCAUAGUCUCCUUUCCAUAAAGCAAGAACAGGAAAAUGCCAGAAUUUCGGAUGUUCAACCUGCAAAUCCCAGAGGAGGUAUUAUCGGCAGAACUCCGACGCCACCCUCUGCACCGAGUCCUGUUUAUGAAAAAGAUGAAAAGAGUAGACAACAAAUUACAAAAGCUAUUUUGGAGAAUGAAUUCCUUGGUAAUCUUGAAGAAAACCAGGUGGAAGCGUUAGUUUCCGCUAUGUAUUCGAAACAAAUACCACCAAAUACUUUAGUGAUUCAAGAAGGAGAUAUUGGAUCGCAUCUUUACGUCUCAGCGGAAGGAGAAUUUGAUAUCUAUGAGGGCAACAAGUUCCAAAGAACUUUUGGACCUGGUGUCGCAUUUGGAGAGAUUGCCUUAUUGUAUAACACUAUGAGACUUCGAUCCAUCAAGGUAAAGAAGGGUGGAAAAGUAUGGGUACUCGAUCGAUCCGUGUUCCUCACGGUAAUGAUGAAAUCAGCCCAGGAAAGGUUGGAAGGAAACAUUCGAUUUCUUCAACGAGUUUCCGUUCUCCAAAAAUUACCCGAGCCUAAAGAUCACGUCUUGGCUAAAAUUUCUGAUCUCAUUCGUGUGGAAUUCUUCCCUGCUGACACAAAAAUAGUUCGGCAAGGAGAAAAGGGUGAAAAGUUUUAUAUAAUCAGCGGUGGAAACGUCAGAAUAACAAAAGAUACCGAAAAUGGUAUAGAAGAAGAGUUGGUGGUUCUUGGAAAGGGUCAAUACUUCGGAGAAUUAGCUAUUUACGAUGAUGCUGGUGAAAAUCGACGACAUGCCAAUGCGAUUGCAUUGGCUCCUGGUGUUGAAUGUUUAACAUUGGACCGAAAUUCCUUCCUGAAUUAUUUGGGUGGUCUCGACGAAAUACGUAAUAAGGACUGGUUAGCAGAAUAUGAGAAGCAGAAACGAUCAUUGACGUUUAAAAAAUGGUCUCACGAAUACUCAAACAUCACUUUAGCCGAUUUAGAAACUAAAGGUACCUUGGGAGUCGGUGGAUUUGGUCGAGUCGAUUUAGUCACUUUAAAAUCUGAUUCUGAAAAGAGUUUCGCGCUGAAGAAACUAAAGAAAAAAGUGAUGGUCGAACAGCAACAGCAGGAACAUGUUUUGAAUGAGAAACAUAUUAUGCAGGCCUGUGAUUCUCCGUUCAUAUGCAAACUCUAUCAGACAUAUAAGGACACCAAAUACGUAUACUUCCUGAUGGAAGUUUGUCUAGGUGGAGACGUAUGGACAACUCUCCAAAGAAGACGAUUCUUUGACGAUGCGACUGCACAAUUCAUGGUGGGAUGCGUAGUGGAAGCUCUCGAUCAUCUUCAUUCGAUGAACAUUGUUUAUCGAGAUUUAAAACCGGAGAAUCUUAUGCUUGAUAUUCGUGGAUAUUUGAAAUUGGUUGAUUUUGGAUUCAGUAAAAAGAUUGGACCAUCCAAAACAUGGACAUUUGCUGGUACACCUGAAUAUGUAGCGCCAGAGAUUAUUUUGAACAGAGGCCACGAUAGAGCGGUGGAUUAUUGGGCUCUGGGAAUUCUAAUUCACGAAUUAUUGAUCGGUAAGCCACCCUUCCGAGGUUCUGAUCACAUGACCAUUUACAACAAAAUUGUAAAAGGUAUCGAAGUAGUUGGAAUACCAAAUACCAUUAAUAAAAAUGCAAACAAUUUAAUCAAGAAACUUCUUCGUCUAAAUCCUUCUGAACGUCUUGGAUACCAAAGAAAUGGUAUCCAAGACAUUCGAGAUCACAAAUGGUUCCAUGGAUUUAAUUGGAAUGCUUUGCAAAAAUUGACUUUACCGGCGCCAAUCGUUCCAACGGUGCGAAGUCGAAUUGACACGAGAAAUUUCGAGAGAUAUCCUCCAGAUCGUAAUAUUCCACCAGAUGAGUUCUCCGGAUGGGACGAGAAUUUCUAAAAGAAAAAGAAUUUAUGCAAUAAUCAGUUGAAUACAAUCUGUUAAUUGAACGAAUAAUAAGAAUAGCAAAAUUGCAAAAAAAAAAAAAAUACAUGAAACUUAUUUUGAAAUUUAAAAAAUUAUAUCAUGUAUCUAAUCAAGAUCUAUUAGAUACAUGUAUAAAUUAAUAAUUUCCUAUUUAUAUCUAUUAAUCUAUUCGAAAUAUAAUAUAUAUAUGUUUUAAUUACUUUAAUUUUUUAAAAUAUAAUUAAUUACCGUAUAGUAUGAAUAUUCAAGGCUUGUAAGAGUAUUAAAAAAUGAACAAAAUGAUACUCUGAUUGACAAUAAUAUAAUCAUGAUAAUUUUAAUGUUAUUAAUUAAUAAUAAAUUUAUACAUAAA
Messenger RNA from Apis laboriosa (Himalayan honeybee), 3286 nucleotides. RefSeq names its product cGMP-dependent protein kinase, isozyme 1-like. Gene Ontology annotation, biological process: protein phosphorylation. Bases 733 to 2907 code for a protein of 724 amino acids. NCBI's taxonomy places the organism in Eukaryota, Metazoa, Arthropoda, Insecta, Hymenoptera, Apidae. Gene Ontology annotation, molecular function: cGMP-dependent protein kinase activity; ATP binding. The transcript has 15 exons. The record is from RefSeq and is a predicted model, not a curated record.